UGUGCCUGCUCCCACACAAUAACCAAGAGGAGCAACGGGACAGAGAAUGGUUUGGCUGCUGUUGCUGGCUGCACUUGCACCAAGCGUUAUCACAACACCCUUUCCUGCAAGCGGUUCAAGACCGGGCCCUCCACUCACUACAGCUCUCCUUAUCGGAGGAUGCGUUUGCUGGAGAAUGUCACUGCCUGGGUGGAAUCCUACAGUGGAGGCAGAGUUGAGAGGACCGAGAACAUCACUUUGCAACUGGAGUAUGCCAUCAAAUUGGAUCCACCCGACCACGCCAGAUUGAAUGGUAAAUCCAAUGGUACCCUGAAUCUGACGCUGCCGAAGCCAGAUGACCCGACGGUCAAAGACAGACGGUUACAAAGGGAAGCUCAGUACAGGCGGCUGAAGGGCACCCAAUGGACGCAGGUGGCGUGUCAGACCCAGGACGACGACAAAACAGUGAUCUGCAACUUGGGAACACGCGCGGCCUGCGAAGUCCAGCUGCGGCACAAAACGGCCCAUUGGAGCAGCUACUGGAGCACCUGGAGCAAAUCCCUUGUUGUCCCCGAAGAAAUCCUUGCGAGCCCAGAGGUGAAUUUGACGGUGGGGAGACUCGGGAGGAACGGGCGGAGAAACGUGACGGUCCACUGGCAGGAAGCCUGUGAAGAGCAGGGAGAAAUUAGCUACACGCUGACGUUCGACAUGCGGGCGUGCGGGUGCAAAGAGCAAGAGAGGGAUAUCGUCCACGUAAAGAAUGCGACGACGCUGAGCGUGGUUCUUUCCGGGGCAGAGUACCACGUUUCUAUGGGCGCCUCUAACUCAGCAGGCAGUGGGCCCUUGUGGACAUAUCACAUCCCUCCAGCACAUCACCCAGCAAUCGGCUUCCUGAACGUCAGCUCGGCUGGCAGCAGCGUGACAGUGCAGUGGGCAGCAAAGACCAAUGGGACCCGCUACUGCUUCGAGAGGCAACCCCUGGAAAACCCCCAGGAGGGCCGGGAGGAAUGUAUCCACAAACAGUUCUUUGAACAGGACAGUUAUGUGGAUACAGGGACAGUGCAACCUAAGAAGUGUUACAGAAUUGCCAUUCACGGACUGGGACCCGAGAAGCACUGGUCAACGUUUGGUUCUACGUAUCACUUUGCUACAAACACUUCCUUGGAUGGGCCCCUUCACAUCCAGAACAUCACAGCGACCUCAGCUGUCCUGCAUUGGAAUCUGUCACCCGUCUCCCAGUGCCCCGGCAUUCUGAAGAAAUUCACAAUCUGCCACAGGAGUGAGCAAGAGAACAGAAUGUUAUAUCACGAAGCAAACGCUUCAGCGAUGCACUACGCCCUCCGGGACCUGCAGCCCAGCACUUCCUACCGGGUUGGGAUUCAGGCAGCCACCGCAGACCGAGACACGCCCUGCAGUCCCCAGUACCCGUUUCGGACCAUGAAGCUCGGUCCCAACCCUCCAGAGUGGAAAGUCAACCUGAGGUACCUCGGUAUUUUCCUAGGCAUCCUGAUCCUGGCCAUGUUUUACCACUUCGGCAAAAAGAGGGUCAAGAAAGUGCUGUUCCCACUUCUGCCCAGCCCCGUGGACAGCCAAGCCCUCAAGUUCCCCGCUGAGGAGAUGAGCCAGGAGAAGCUGCGGCCAGGAUUUGUGGAGCCCUCAGAGAAAGUCAGCCCCACGGAACCGCUGGUGACCGAAUUCACCUCAGACAAAGGGGAGCCUGACAUGAACACCGAGACUCACUCCCUGCUUCCCGACACGGCGACGGAAGAAACGGCAGAGAUGUUACAGGCCAAGGAGGGCCAGGCAGGUUCUGAGAGCGACCUGCCGUUUGAGAGCGACCUGCCGUUUGAGUACAGAAGGCAGGUGCUUCUGACCCCAGCGGAAGAGGAACAGGAAGAAGACGAUUUCAGAGAACUUGAUGGCAUAAGAGGUCAAAAUAACCUCGCUGAAGCUGGCACAAGCCCUUUUCGGCCCCCGCCGGAUGAGGGUGCCAUCGACCGCCGGUGCAGCUCUCUUUGCUGCUCUCGGACAAACCCGUGGUCAUAA
This is a messenger RNA of Pelodiscus sinensis (Chinese soft-shelled turtle), 2025 nucleotides long. RefSeq names its product interleukin 12 receptor subunit beta 1 (gene IL12RB1). The record is from RefSeq and is a predicted model, not a curated record. NCBI's taxonomy places the organism in Eukaryota, Metazoa, Chordata, Testudines, Trionychidae. Gene Ontology annotation, molecular function: protein binding.